AUGGCCGUCGGCAGCAUUGACCUGGGAGCAGCCGUAAUACUAGUGUACAACGAGGGCACGACGCGGUUCGAUGAUGUGCCGUCGAUGGACAACUUCGGUCCGAGAAUACCUGAAGAGGGAUUCGCAGGACGGCUCCAACUGGCCCAACCGAACGUGUACGCCUGUUCCGCCAUCAGCGGGCCAACAUCCACCACAGCAGUAGCGCCGGCAGCAGCCGUCAAAGAGGCAGCGGGCGAAUUAGAUUUUGGAGGCGCCACUCCACCAUCAAGGACCCGCGCACACAGCGGGGUAAGCCGCGGCAUGCCACUGGCAGUAUCGCGGCAACCCCCUCGCGGCGAGAUCUUGGAGGCGGCUUGGACGACAGCGGCGGCGACGGAGGCGGCGGCAGCUGGAGAGGAAGAUCUUCCUUCGGCUGCGCUCAUCUCGAGGUCGGAGAAGGAUGACCCUAAUGGGUGCACCUUCGAGACCAAGGUCCUUAACGCGCAGGCUGCAGGGUUCAGCAUGGUGAUCGUGUACGACUCUCGACAGGAGAACAUGUUCAAGAUGGGCAGAAGCUCCGCCAAGGGGGCGAAGCAUCCAAAAGUCGAGAUACCGUUGGUGUUGGUUACGCAUGCGUCUGGCCUGGCUUUGAAGGCGUUGAUCGCGACUACGUCGGACAACCGCGGACCAGAGGUGUACGUGGACAACACCGACCCCUUCGGCAUGUUUGUGACGGUCGAUCUCACCAUGUUCAUGCUUGUCACCGGGUUCUUGCUGGCGCUGCUGACUUGCGGAAGCAUGAUGGUGGUGACCCUCCACCGUUACUUGCGCCGCUACGAAAGUCUGGUGGCGGGCACCAACAGGCCAAUGUCCUUGCCCGAGGUGCUGCAACUGCCAGAAGUUCGUGUGGAGGAGGGGUCUCGCCUUGAAGGAGACUCAUGUCCGGUGUGCUUGGAGGCGUACCGAAUAGGGGACAAGCUGCGAAGCCUCCCCUGCCAGCACGCCUUCCACGCGGGGUGCAUCACGCCUUGGCUCACCCAGCGUCAAAGAAGCUGCCCCAUGUGCAAAGACCCGGUGACUCUGACGGUAGGGCUGGCUCCUCCUACAAGUAGCUCCCCCUCAUCUUCAUCUGCUUCUUCGGCCGCCCCUGCGGCCGUGAUUACCGCACCGGCGAUGCAAGCUGCGCGCGCAGACGGCGGGGAGAGGGGGGACGACGGUGCCGGGGGCGACCGGUUGCCGCUGUUGUCGAAUUCGAGGGGGGCGCCUAUCGCGGGGGGGUCAAUUCAAGACACCUCUCCGGUGUAGGUUGGUGGUUGUGAUGUUACCCCACCGGUUUGACGGCUUUUAUCAUGGAAGGUCAGGUCGGAAUGGAUCAUGUACAUGUGUAAUAGAGUGUUGGAUGAGAUAUAGACUCGUCAAGAUGAUAUCUGUGUGAGCAAGGUGUAGGAUGCACGGCAGCAUUAUGUGUAGAAACAAGACAACCCUGGCCCCUGUUUGGUUCAGUGAGCGAGGACGCUCUUUGGCACUCGAAGUGCGUUGUUAGCGCGACAGGUAUGAGGCUACGUACACGAACCUCGCUGCUGCGCGUGCCUGUCUUUUAGUUGGUGGGUGUUUUUCAUUUUGUGACGUGGGCUUCUCCCCCCCCGCCUGCCCGGUUCGAUUAGCGGCGUUUCCCCUUCCCCCCCCGUCGUCUUGGAACCGCUGAGACGUUGACUUCGUCUUUCGUACCUUUUUGGUUUUUCUCUUAACGGUUUGUUUGCUUGUGGUUGGCAUAUUGGUCGAGUAUGAAGGGGUCGUUGAGAGUGUGACGUAGAUGAAACGCCAUGAUGGGUGGAUUUCGGUGUUGGGCCAUGCGUGUGUACUUCGAAGUAAGUGUAGCUGAGUAGGAAGUGACGUUGUGUCUGCCCGCUGGUAUAUGGACGAUCUUGCACUGAUCGGGACUAUAUUUGUAAAAAUUGUUUUGGGCCGACUACAUGUGCCGUCGUCCGUCACAACAUUACGCGACAAACGGCUGCUGUAGGAAAGUCGGCGCUACAUGGCCAUCGGUCUUGUCGUUUGUACGAGACGAGCUGCCCAUCUUGCUUGUUGCUUGUACAUUGUCUGAAGGGGAACAAAGCAAUCUGAAAUUCCAUUUUCCCAUGAAUUCAAAUGGAAUGGAGUGCAUGUUCGCUGUUUCGCCGGUGGAAGAAGAUUUUGUAUGCGUAGGCCGUACUUCUUUCAACUUAUUUUUGCACCUCACCUGCGUCGGCCUGUAACCUCGCUCAUCACUUUGCAUCAUUUAUGUUUUAGGAGGGUGCUGCAUUAGGAUUCUACGGGUGUUUUUGAUGCGAAGACGACUUCAUUCGGUCCGGCCCGCCGGUGAAACUAAAAAGAAAAGUAGAGUG
Ectocarpus siliculosus is the source of this 2363-nucleotide messenger RNA. The record is from the annotation of a GenBank genome assembly. Lineage: Eukaryota; Phaeophyceae; Ectocarpales; Ectocarpaceae.